GGAGCCCUGGCCGCGCGACUUCCCGGAGGCCGCCCCCCGCGCCUGGAGCCCCCCAGGUCUGCGCUGGGAUAUGGAGCCACCUCAGUACGUGGAGGAGCUGGAGGAUGAUGUAUUCCAGCCCGAGGACGGGGAGUCCAGCCUGCAGCCCCGCAGCCUGCUCUCUGCCCACCUGUUUGCCCAGAGCCAGCUGGACUGCCCCCUAGGCCGCCUUCAGCUCUUCCCUCUCACCCAUUGCUGCGGCCCUGGACUUCGACCCACCAGCCAGGAAGACAAGGCCACCCAGACCCUCAGUCCUGCGUCCCCAAGUCAGGGCGUCAUGUUGCCUUGUGGGGUGACUGAGGAACCCCAGCGCCUCUUUUACGGCAAUGCCGGUUAUCGCCUCCCUCUCCCUGCCAGCUUGCCCCUGGGUGAGCCGCCCCGCGAAGGGCAGGGGCAGCAGCGUGCGGAAGUACAGAUUGCCCGAAAGCUUCAGUGCAUCGCAGACCAGUUCCAUCAGCUUCACAUGGAGCAACAGGAGCAGAACCAAAAUCGCAUGUGGUGGCAGGUUCUUUUCUUCCUGCACAACCUCGCUUUGAACAGAGAUGAGAACCAGAACGGGGCAGGUCCCAGGUGAGGCUGGGCUGCCUGCCCUCUCCACAGGGGGCACAAGCGAAAGGACAUCAGCGAGGAUU
Messenger RNA from Suncus etruscus (white-toothed pygmy shrew), 671 nucleotides. It is a transcript of the gene BMF, whose product is annotated as Bcl2 modifying factor. The record is from RefSeq and is a predicted model, not a curated record. Gene Ontology annotation, biological process: negative regulation of autophagy; positive regulation of apoptotic process; apoptotic process. The coding region runs from base 71 to 613 and encodes 180 amino acids. Lineage: Eukaryota; Metazoa; Chordata; Mammalia; Eulipotyphla; Soricidae. The transcript is spliced from 4 exons. Gene Ontology annotation, cellular component: myosin complex.